This is a messenger RNA of Mytilus trossulus (common blue mussel), 3717 nucleotides long. RefSeq names its product sodium- and chloride-dependent glycine transporter 1-like. The transcript is spliced from 15 exons. Gene Ontology annotation, biological process: sodium ion transmembrane transport. Gene Ontology annotation, cellular component: plasma membrane. Bases 149 to 2107 code for a protein of 652 amino acids. Gene Ontology annotation, molecular function: L-amino acid transmembrane transporter activity. The record is from RefSeq and is a predicted model, not a curated record. Lineage: Eukaryota; Metazoa; Mollusca; Bivalvia; Mytilida; Mytilidae.
CAGCUAACCUUCUUUUCACUGGCAGUUGAGAGUUAGGGAAAUGUCACCGUGUGAUUUGGGAACCAGUUUUACAAGGUCCAGUGAUGCUGUACGCGUGUGCAAGGUUUCGUCAUCUGGAUAAAAACAUCAGUUUCAAGCUGCACGAAGUAUGCCUGGAAGUCCAAUACUUCUUAGCUCAGCACCGCUGAAACUAAUAGAUAAAGAAUCCAUGAUGUCGAACAGUUCCAAUUCUAGUGAAGAUGAAAAUCCUGAACGAGGAAAUUGGGGAAAUAAAAUGGAAUUUGUUCUAUCCUGCCUUAGUUAUGCUGUAGGUCUUGGUAAUGUUUGGAGGUUUCCUUAUGUUUGCUACAGAAAUGGUGCAGGAGCUUUCCUUAUACCUUUUAUUAUAAUGUUAUUUAUUACUGGUAUACCAUUGGUCUUUAUGGAGCUAUCCUUGGGCCAGUACUGUAGUUCUGGAAUUGUCACUUUAUGGAAAGCAUCACCAAUAUUUCAAGGAGUUGGCUGGGCCAUGUUUGUUGUGUCUGUUCUGAUCUCAGUUUAUUACAACAUGAUUAUAGCCUACACAUUGUAUUUUUUAUUUGCAUCAUUUGCCAAAAUUCUUCCCUGGAGUGCUUGUGGAUCCUGGAGUACUGAAGUUUGUAAUGAUGGAGAAUUAUUCAAGAUUAAAGCCUGUACAAAGACUGGAGGUGAAUGGUGUAAUGGUGGAUGUAUAGCUAACAUGACAGCACUGAAUGAGACAUACAGAACAGCUAUAUCACCAAACUGUUCUAACUUUACAUCAGAAAUCAAAUCACCUAGUGAUGAAUUCUUCCAUGAAUAUGUAUUAGGAAUAACUGACGGAGUUCAUGAAAUGGGAACAAUACGAUGGGAGCUUGUUGGAUGUCUAGCUUUAGCCUGGGUACUAGUUGGAUUAUGUCUAGCAAAGGGCAUUAAAAGUUCAGGGAAGGCUGUAUAUUUCACAGCAUUUUUUCCCUAUGUUGUACUGCUGAUAUUAUUGGUGCGUGGAUUAACAUUAGAAGGAUCUGUGGAUGGUAUUGUAUAUUUCUUAACUCCACAGUGGAGUCAGCUAAGUAAGGCUCAGGUAUGGGCUGAUGCAGCUGUACAGAUAUUUUUCUCUCUGUCACCUUGCUGGGGAGGUUUGAUUACUUUAGCCAGUUAUAACAAGUUCCGUAAUAACUGCUUCCUUGAUGCCAUUAUUGUAUCUGUCAUGGAUUGUGUGACCAGCGUGUUUGCUGGACUGGUAAUUUUUGCCAUCAUUGGAUACAUGGCACAUGAACUGAAUGUAGAACUGGACCAAGUAGCAAGUGAAGGUGCUGGUUUAGCAUUUGUUGUUUAUCCAGAGGUUGUGACAAAGUUACCAAUAUCACAGUUGUGGUCUGUUCUCUUCUUUGCCAUGUUGAUCACAUUAGGUUUGGGUACACAGAUUGCUACUGUAACAACAGUCCAUACCACUUUAAUGGACUACUGGCCACAUGUGUUCCGUGUCAAUCAGAAACGCAGGAUUUUAUUAUUGGUCAUGAUUGCUGUGGCUUGCUUCUUAUUGGGACUUGCAUUUUGUACACAGGGAGGAAUGUUUAUUCUACAGCUGUUUGACAACUAUGCUGCUACAUAUUCAUUACUAUUGAUUGGUUUAGUGGAAUGUAUUGGUAUCGGUUGGGUAUAUGGUGCUGAUAGAUUUUUGGGAGAUAUAGAACUUAUGUUGGGAAAGCGUCCUUCCAAUAUAUGGAAAUACAGUUGGAAGUUUGUAGCACCUACAGCUUUAUUGGCUAUUUUGAUAUUUUCAUGGGCUGAUUUCAAGUCUUCCAAAUAUGACAAAUACGUGUUUCCAUUGUGGGCUGAUGGUUUGGGAUUCAUCAUCACCCUAUCUUCUAUCAUACUGAUACCAGCUAUAGCCAUUUAUAAAGUGGUUUGUGCAAAGUGUACAUCAGGACUUGGAUUAGUAGAGGUGAUAAAAAACUUGGCAAAACCAGCAGAUGAUUGGGGUCCAGUGUCGAAAGAACACAGAACAGAAAGAAAAAUGAUUGAUGGAACUCCUACUGAACAGUUUGAAUCUCAGAUUCCAUUUGUAGGCUCACAAUACUCUGCUGAACAAGACACUAAAGUAUAAAGGACUGUCUCAAAGACAGAACUGUGUGAUGUUUCAAUGUACGAUUUAAAAAUAGAAUACCUGACAUUAAGAUUGUUGCUGUAUUGGGACCCUCAAGUAGUCACUUAAAAGUUAAAACACAAACAACUAUUUAAAAGUCCUAGAACCUAGAACCAUUUGCACAAAACUAACCAGAUUUUUAUAGAAUGCUCAAAAUUUAUUACAUUCAUUGGCAUGCAUUCAGAAACCAAGCAAACAUGAUAAGUGAAUUUUAGAACUUGGCUGACACAUUUGUCUUGAUAUCCUAUUGAGUAGGAAAAGUUAUAAGUUUAUUUGUUGAUCACUUAGCAGAAGUCCAUAUUUCAACAUGGACAUAUGGUGUAAGGUAAAAGGCUUACUAAACCUAAUUAUAAAAAUAAGUUUGAAGGCUAGCUUCAUUUACAACACAUACAUAUUUGUAGAAAAAUCUUGUACAAUGUAUGUAAAGAAGUCAACUUUCUCUAGAGUUACACUUACAAAGACUGAAAAUGUGUCUAUUGAAAAUGCAAUACAGAUCUUUAAAAAAUGUAGCAUGCAAGUAAACUUUCUGAAAGAAGAUGUAUUAAAGAACAUUAUCAAGUCACUUUUGGUCAUUGUAUAUCCCAGUACAAAAAAAAAAAAUAAGAAGAAAUAUGUCAUAGGUUUUCACAAUGAAAUAUAUGAAGUAAAGAAUUAUUUUUUUCCGACUGAGAAGUGCUAUUUAUUUAUGUUUUAAUGCUCAUUUAUAUGGAUAUUUUUAUUGAGAAUGUGCCAAACUUGAAUACAACAAACAAUUGAUUGAUUUGAAUUAAAGGGUAAAUGAUAUAUAUUUUUAAGAAUAGAUUUUUGUUAUGCCUACAGUAUAAAUGUUAAGAAUUUGAUUUCUGGAUGUAGAUGCACAGGGCUCUGACUAAAUAAUUAGAUACAAAGGAAGAAAAGAAACCAAAUUUUAGAUAAUCAAGUUUAGUUAAUACAAGUUUUAAUGCCAAAGGGUUCAAGAAAGCUUUUACUUGGUAAAGGUUAUCCAUCAGACAAUACCAUAUGAGUUUUUGAUUUGAUGAAAAUGUCUAGCAAUAUUUUUUGCCUUUUAUCUCUAAAACAUUAAUACUACUAGUUAUUGUUAUUGAAGUAUUACAAAUUUGGUAUGCAUUUGUAUAAUGGUCAGUUAGAUUUACUACUUGAAUACUUUAAGAUGAAUCUCUAGAAAUUUUUAGUUCAGAAUCUCACUGUUUUUUAUGAUAUUAAAUGAUAAAUUUUAUUUUAAUUAACAAUUUAAAACAUAAUUGAAUUAUGUUAAUUUAUUUGUUAAAUUUCUGUGAAAAUUGUUGUUUUAUGAAAUCUCAUAUUUGAACUUUUUAUAUGUGUUUAUGUUAUUGUUUAUUGUUUUAUUACUCCUUAUAUUUUGUUUUGUUUGGUGAAGUCAUUUAUGUUGUGAAUUUACAUACUCUUAGUACUAUUGCAUAUAUGAUAGUAAAAUUAGUAAAAAAAAAUAAUAUGAUCUUGAAUUAGUUGAAGUUUCUCAAGUGCUUUGUGCUUUAUAUUUGUCAUUUUGUAAUUGACAAGAUUGCUGGCAUGAAUAAAAUUUAUAAAAUUGAGGUGACACAUCAAUUUAA